GGCAGUGCGGCAGGAUUCCGCUACCCGCUCGUACACAAUCAUAACGUCACACCGCACUCGUCUUAGAGGUGAUAAGUGUUAGUGAAAACCCUGAAUAAGGAAACCGCCACAAAGCUUCACGCGCCCACUAGCCAGUUCAAGGCUCCUACGUGAUCUUGCCAAGGCGUGAACAUAAAGGGCCUCCGUCCUCACGUAAACAGACCUGCUGAUUUGUAUAAUAUUUUUUAUCUGAACUCUUUCACCUUCGAGGUGUAUCUAAUCGAACUGUCAAGUGGUGAUAUUGUUUAGAGCAGUGUGAUAUCACAAUAGAAUUGAAUGAAUAGUGUUAACUGAAGAUGAAAUCUCGAGACCGUCGUGCGAAAUCUAAACAAGAGAAAAAAGGCGGGAAACAAGAAGUUAGAAGUGGGAAAAGCGGUGGGGUAACCCAGGGGACGCCUGGAGCAGCCCGAGUGCGCGCCAAGAGAACGGGAGCGGAGGCUGUGAAGCUGCACAUAGAGACGUCCGGCAGCACCGGCAGGUCGUCGAGGUCUGCCACUGCGGUACGCAAAACCAGCGUCAGAAUGACGGCAAUAAAGGAAUAUCCUUUCGAUCUGAGUGAUCUACAGAAUCAAUCUAACGAAAGUGGGGAGACGAAAAAUCCGCCACCUGCACCAGCGCCUACGCAAACGUCUGCGUUGCCGGCAGAUGCUCUGGCUGUUCCUUCCAGCAUUACUAAAGCGCCCACCCCUGACGGAAGGAGAAAAGUGUCGAUAAUGGCAGAUGAAGGCAGCAAAGACAGGGAAAAUAUGACAUCAGAAAGGAAUGGACGGGUAUCAAGCACAGCAGAAGGACCCUCGCGCCGUAAGAGCAAUCUUCACAAUGCCAUGGCGGCAGAAAUGGAUACAUCAUGGGAUCGGCCGGCGCACAUUGAAGGCAGGUAUAAGAAAUAUUCAACGACAUCCUCGAUAUAUUCGAAGAAAGCUUUGUCGCAGCAGAGCGAACACGUCGAAAGGUCCUGGUGGUACGCUUGUUGUCAGAAGUGUCAUCAAGAAGAAUCCGGAAUUCCUUCUUGGGAACCGCCUCACUGGCAAAAAAUAUGCCCAUACCCACUAUGCCCGUCUUACAGGACUUUUGCCCAAACCGUAUCAGUAUUGCUCAUCGGUGUUCUUGUAUGGCUGACUGUAUGGAUAAUCAUGGGAGACACCGCCGCCCCUGGAGGCCAGCUGUUUAUGUUUGCUGUCCUGACCAUCGCCGCGUACUUUGGAGGCUGGCUACUCGUCAAACUUACCACACUGCCAGCCCUAAUAGGAAUGCUGAUAGUCGGAAUAGUCAUGAAAAAUAUUGGUUUUGUUGAGUUUGAUCCAACGUAUCAAAAAGUCUGUUCAUACAUAAGAAAAAUUGCCUUGACAAUCAUUUUAACGAGAGCAGGAAUGGACUUGGAUCCUACAGCCAUGAAAAAAGUUUUCUUCACUGUAAUUAAGUUGGCAUUAAUUCCAUGGACCUUCGAAUGUAUUUUGUGUGCUGUGAUGGGUAACCUGCUCCUAGGCUUACCAUGGGAUUGGGCAUUCUUGCUGGGCUCCAUAGUGGCCGCGGUUUCUCCUGCUGUAAUUGUUCCCUGCCUAUUCCGCCUUCGGGAAAAGGGCUAUGGUGUCUCCAAGGGAAUCCCCACUCUGGUAUUGGCAGUUUCCGGGAUAGACGAUGCUGCCAGUGUUGCUGUCUUUGGGAUUGUGUCUGGUGUCAUGUUUUCGACUUCAUCGAUGACCAUGAAUAUAGUGAAGGGACCUUUGAGUAUUCUGGGCGGUAUAAUGUUCGGCUUCCUGUGUGGAUAUUUAGUGAAGUACGUGCCAGAGAGGAAUGAUGCCUUCCUAGUUCCUUUGCGGGUACUAUUGUUGCUCGCUGGAGGAGUGGUCUCUGUGUUGGGCUCUGAAGAGGUUGGCUGGGAUGGUGCCGGGCCACUAGCGGUUAUUGCCUUUGCCUUCAUGGCUUGCAAGAACUGGAGUGAACAAGGAUGGGAAAUAGACGACAACCCAGUCGCCACUGCCUUCGAAAUCUUUUGGAUGUUCUUCGAACCAAUGCUGUUCGGUGUGACUGGUGCGCAGGUCGUUAUAGCAGAACUGCCGUUACAGUUGGUGUUGAUUGGGAGUGGGAUUCUGGUCGUAUGCGCAAUAUUGCGCGCCCUCCUCACCAGUGUUUGCGCCGUGCGCAGUAAUUUGAACACCAAGGAAAAACUCUUCGUUGGCUUGGCAUGGAUGGCUAAAGCGACAGUACAGGCUGCCUUAGGCCCAGUAGCUUUAGACGAAGUCGGGAAAAUUGUGGGCCUAGAUGCCGCACAACAUGAGAAGCUGGUCGGCUACGCCGAAAUUGUGGUCACUGUGUGCAUUAUGUCCAUUGUGAUCACGGCGCCCAUCGGAGCCAUUAUUAUAACUCUCACCGGACCCAGGCUACUGUCCAAGACAUCAAAACCACCUGUAUUAGAAGGGUGGCGUCGUUCACACCGGCCUUCCAUUCGAGACAUCUCCAUCAUCGACGAGGAGGAAAUGGCAGAACGCGACGCGGAGGCCGACGAGCCCGCGCCGCCGCCCGACAGCCCCGACCAGACCGCUGUCGCGCCGUCCUACAGCACCCCCAAACCCAUCACCGUCCAACCCAACCACCGCACUUGAUCUCCUAACCCUGUCGCUGCGGGACUCCACUCAGAGUUGGUUUACCAUCUAUUCUUUCAAUGGUACAAUAAAACUAGGUAUGUCCUUCCUCUAUAUGCGAGAGUAACACUCGCUGGUUAUGCUGGAAACAUCGACUAUGACAUACUUAGUGAAAAUUAAUGCACUAUAUAUUAAUUGUUACCUUUCUUGCGUAAGUCUAGUUUUAACUGAAAUGCAAGUCUGUCAUCAUCCAUAUUUGAAUGUUAACUGUAGCCGUCCAUUAUAGGUGUACAUUCACAUUUCUUUUAGUUACUUCUACAGAAAUCAUCACAGAUAUUUGGCAUACGUAAAGAAUCUAACUAAGCCUUUCAUUACAAAUUUGUAUCUUUAGAAUCAAAUACUGGAUACUCCAAAAUAAUAAUUUUACUUUCGUAUAAUUGUAAUAAGGUCUAAUGCCGAGUUGUUGAUUAGUAACUCUACUUUCUAUUUAUUUCCAAAACUACUGCAAAAUCAUCAACCCCAACCAUUAAGUAUACUACUAAUAUCAUUUGAAUUGUGCUAUUUAGUUAGUACUUACAAUGUUAACUAACUUAUUUUUAUAUAAUCGCCAUUACUAGAUCAUUUUAAGGAAAUCACAAAAGUAAAAUUGUAUAUAACUAGACCAUUAGAUAGUAAUGAUAAGAUCAUGUGAUAAAGAGUAUACUUAAGUUUCUUAGCAGCGGGAGAAUCCUACUUAUAAAAUGAAUCGAUGUAUAAAGUACUUAUAUUUCACGAUUCAACUUAAAUAUAGGUUACAUUGUUAUUGACCAAUAUUUUAUUUUAUAUUUUAUUGGCCGUAAUUAAUAUGUUCUCGCUAAUAUGCAUACUUAAUUCAUCUAAACCAAGUGUAAAAGCCGUAAACUUAACGUUGGUACAAAUUAUAUAAUAAGCAGAUUAAAAUAUUUGUAUUCGCACUUUAAAAGUAUAUUUUUGUAUUGCUACUCGUAUACCAGUUCAUAAUUAUAUAUUCUUGCAUGUUUAAAACACUUAAAUAUUUUUUAAGUAAUUAAGUAGGUAUAAGUGGCAAAUGUAAUGUGUUCAGUAUUAUGCACGUGUAUAUAAUGAUACAGCCAGUUGUUUCCAGUGCCGUGUGCGUUUGGUGAUAUUGUGUGAUUAAAUUUAGUUUCAAAAUAAA
Molecule: messenger RNA, 3795 nt
Organism: Amyelois transitella
Lineage: Eukaryota; Metazoa; Arthropoda; Insecta; Lepidoptera; Pyralidae
Gene: Nha1
Product: sodium/hydrogen exchanger 9B2
Exons: 13
Coding region: 336-2642 (768 amino acids)
Biological process (GO): proton transmembrane transport
Cellular component (GO): membrane
Molecular function (GO): antiporter activity
Source: RefSeq, a predicted model, not a curated record